AGCAGGAUGAAGGUGAAAGUGAUCUUCCCUGGCAAGAUCAAAGUGUGCUUCAGGAAAGGGCCUACUGGAUAUCUGAGACAAGAUCCCUCAGAUGAAGCCAAGAGGAUCAAAGACAACCCCAAUCUCCAGGACAAAUCAGCCCCUCAAAGGGAAGACAAGGUCAAGGAGAAUGCGCGCUCUGUUGUCUUCAUGAGAGGAGGAGAUGUGUCAGACAGAAAAGAGGUGCUGGGAGAGUAUGUGCUUCAGUUUGGAAAGUACAAAGGCAAGUCAUUCCGGUGGCUGCUAGAGAAUGAUGUAGGCUAUACCAUAUUCUUGACUAAGAAGGUUGAGGAGGAGGAGAGAGCCGGUCAGUUUAAACCAGAGGGUCCCAAGAAAGACAGCCUACUUUCAUUUCUUGAGUACAGUAGAAGCUUCCAGGAAAUCGAGGACCUCCUGAAGUAUUUAACUGGAAGAUCAGUAGCACCACCUGUGAGGAAUGAAGAUGACAACUUGGUAGGCUUUGGGAUUAAUGCAGAAAAGACUUGGAGGGAUGUUUGGGAGAGCAGAGCAGAUGGAUAUGCUGCAUUCAUCCUCCAGAAACAGUGUGUCCCAGGCAGCAAAAUGUAUCGGCUGCAGCAGUACCUCACUCAGAAAAAGAGCCAGCUUCAGAGUGUUUCAGCGAAACCUGCUUCCACUGGCCUUACACCAUCUGCCUCUCAUCCUCUAGAAAUGGAGGAUGAUGAAGAAUUGGAGAGAAUGAUGCUUUCUAUAUCCCCAUCCAAACUUCAAGGUCAACUAAAAGUGGAGGAAGGUGAAGAAUUGGGGAGGAUGAUGCUACCCACAAUUUCAUCUAAAAUUCCCAGACAACUGAGUCCUGACGAGAGUCACAAGAAUUAUCCGGAAGUGUUUACUGCAUGUGCAGUAACUCGUUCCAUGACCUCUGCACAGCCAAGGGAUGGCAUAUUGGUGAGAAAAUGGAUUCCUCAUGGUAGAGAUUUUGCUGGAGAUCCUGUCAUGCAGGUGGUAGUUCCAGAGAAGUAUCGUUCACUGGUUCUACAGAUCUCCCAUGAUAAACUUGCAGAGGGAGUGGCCGUCUAUCUGGACGAUGUAAUAGUUUUCAGUGAUUCAUGGGAGCAGCACUUGAAGCAUAUCAUAGCCCUGUUCUCUCGUUUUGAAGAGGCUGGCCUGACCGUCAAUCUGGCGAAGUGCGAGUUUGCCAAGGGGACGGUGACUUACUUGGGGCCCGUGGUUGCUGAGGAUAUUGGAGAGUAA
Molecule: messenger RNA, 1251 nt
Organism: Pimephales promelas (fathead minnow)
Lineage: Eukaryota; Metazoa; Chordata; Actinopteri; Cypriniformes; Leuciscidae
Source: RefSeq, a predicted model, not a curated record